This is a messenger RNA of Trichoderma virens Gv29-8, 1851 nucleotides long. RefSeq lists its product as uncharacterized. Gene Ontology annotation, biological process: tRNA N2-guanine methylation. The transcript is spliced from 2 exons. The coding region runs from base 1 to 1851 and encodes 616 amino acids. Lineage: Eukaryota; Fungi; Ascomycota; Sordariomycetes; Hypocreales; Hypocreaceae. Gene Ontology annotation, molecular function: RNA binding. Gene Ontology annotation, cellular component: nucleus. The record is from RefSeq and is a predicted model, not a curated record.
AUGGCAGGCACCGUCGAAGUUGAAACCGUGGAGAAGGAUGGGAAGCAGUUUCGCGUGGUAAAGGAAGGCAAGGCGACCAUCUUGGUGCCUCAGGGUGCCAAGAUUGGAGAGGACCGAGGAGAGGUGCAGCAAGUGUUUUACAAUCCCAUCCAGCAGUACAACCGAGAUCUGUCUGUUCUUGCCAUCAAAACGUACGGGGAGGACAUCCUGGCGAAAAGAAAAGAGAAGAUUCUGGCAAAGUCGAAUAAGCAAAGCAAAAAGCGAAAGCGAGACGAGAAAGACGAUGGCAACCCUUCAGUCGAGACAGAACCGACGGCGAGCUUGGCUUCAGACCAGACUACUGGGGCUUUAGACGAGCAGAAGGCUCACAAACAGACAUUCAGAAUACUAGACGCCUUGUCAGCAUCUGGGCUGCGAGCGCUGCGAUAUGGCCACGAGCUUCCUUUUGUCACCUCCAUAAACGCAAACGACCUCUCCAAAUCCGCGGCCGAGUCUAUCAAGCUCAAUGUGAAUCACAACGGCCUCGAUGAAAUAAUCUCAGUAACGAAUGAGGAUGCUCUUGCACACAUGUACCGCGCAAUCGCGGAUGACCUCUCCAAGAGAGAUCGCCACGGCAAUCCAACCAAGUCUCACAAAUUCGACGUAAUCGACCUAGAUCCGUACGGUACCGCAGCACCCUUUUUCGAUGCCGCAUUACAAUCCGUUAGAGAUGACGGAGGCCUGCUUUGCAUCACCUGCACAGAUAGUGCUGUGUGGGCGGGCCAUAGCUACUGCGAAAAGACAUUUGCCCUGUACGGUGGUACUCCUAUCAAAGGGAUGCAUUCUCACGAGGCGGGAUUACGGCUGAUUCUGAAUGCCGUUGCGACUUCUGGCGCCCGAUAUGGCCUGGCCAUCGAACCUUUGCUCUCUCUUUCCAUUGAUUUUUACACAAAGGUUUUCAUCAAGGUUACCAGAUCACCGCAGGCUGUGAAGUUCUUGGGAUCCAAAACUAUGGUGGUAUACAGCUGCGACCACGGAUGUUCCGCCUUUGAGACUCAAUACCUGCUGAGAAGCAAGCCAACCCCCAAUAAGAAGGGCAGCGGGUCGUUUUAUAAACACGGCAUGGCGGCAGGACCGACUGCGGAUAGACAUUGCCAGCAUUGUGGCCAUGUGAUGCAUGUCAACGGCCCAAUGUACGGAGGUCACAUCCACUCGGCAGACUUCAUCCAAAAGCUGCUUGAUCAAAUUCCCAACGCCUCGCCAGAAGUAUAUGGCACUCUCCCGAGAUUAGAAGGCAUGCUACGAACGGCCUUGGAAGAGAUCAUUCCGGGACCUGAAGUCGAUCCCACGGUGGACCCCAAGGAUGCUCAGCAUGCGGAGAUUGACCAUUGCCCCUUCUUUGUCAUUCCCUCCAAGCUGGCGACUGUAGUCUCAUGCGCUGCCCCGAGCGAUGACAUGUUCCGCGGCGCUUUGAUACAUCUCGGCUAUCAAGUUGGGCGAAGCCACUGUCGACCAGGCAGCGUCAAGACGGAUGCCCCUUGGUCUACCAUUUGGUGGAUUAUCACGGAAUGGAUCCGUCAAAAAUCUCCCAUUAAAGCGUCAAAAUUUACACCGUUGAUGCCCGGCUGGAAGAUUCUACAUUCUGCUGGGCUAGUCGAUGUCCAGGCUGAGGAAAAGCCUCAAGAGGGAGAGGCGGCGGAGAAAUCCGAUGAGCAAGUUUCAAGUCCGAGCGAAUUGGAGCUGAGGAAAACCCUGGUAUUCAACGAAGAUCUUGCACGACUUGGUCGCCUGCGGGAUGCCCAGAAACUCGUGCGAUACCAGAUGAACCCUCGGCCAGACUGGGGACCAUUGUCCAAAGCCAAAGCUCAGUGA